Ostrinia furnacalis (Asian corn borer) is the source of this 1636-nucleotide messenger RNA. RefSeq lists its product as uncharacterized. Bases 262 to 1506 code for a protein of 414 amino acids. The record is from RefSeq and is a predicted model, not a curated record. The transcript is spliced from 3 exons. NCBI's taxonomy places the organism in Eukaryota, Metazoa, Arthropoda, Insecta, Lepidoptera, Crambidae.
AAGCAAAUCAAAUUCAUUCAUUCAUUGCCGCGCAGGCCUGACAGGACAGUCGUCGAACGCGACUGGUUGUGAACGAACAAUGUAAUGAGGCGCGCGCGUUUAACGAACUUUUUCGACGUUUAAAAAACGAUUUGACAGUUACCUACAUUUUGAGUUGUUUUGAUUAGUUUGACAACGACCAUCGAAGUUUUGGAUUUACAGAGCUGUGAUAAUUGUGAUGUUAUGAUUGUGGUGUUGUGAUCAUUGGUAAAAUGUUGUGAGAUGCUCGUGGGGGAACAGUCGCCGGCACCACGAGUGGUGGCCGGAUUGAGGAAGUUGAACCCUGAGUUGACCCCGGGCCCUGUGCCGACACCAGCUGAUCCAAAUUUGAGGAUAUCAGGAGUCCUCCGUCAGUAUUACAAUGACGACAACGUAUCCUGGGCGUGGGUGCGGGCCGCCGUGCGAGGCGGCUGCCUGCUGGCCUGGCGCGAGGGUACCCUGCCUAGGCGGCCCGCUGCCAGGCUGCCCUUGCGAGGGCUCCACCUCCGCACAGCACCUACCCUGCCUAAUGCCUUCCAGUUGUCGAGGAUGCGCGACGACUCUGCCGUUGCCACUUUUCAGACAUGCAAUGCGGCGGAAUAUGCCAAAUGGGUGCGCGCGCUCUGCGUCGAGAUACUCGGCCAAACACCGCUACCACAAGUCCGAUUCCUGGACGUACUGUCAGCCGCGGACACAGCCAAAGAACCAAAGAAGGAGGCCUCGCUCCUGGAGACGCCCUCCUGCCCUCCCCGACCGCCGCCGCGGGCUCGCCGGAGGCUGCUGACCUCCACCGAGACGCAGCUGCCGCGCCGGGACCACUCGCCCGCCGCGACCGACGAGGGCAUCGUCGUGGAAGACGACGACUACGACUCAUCGUCCGAUCGCAGCCUCGACUUGACCCUCUCCCUCGACGCUUUGAAAACCACAGACGUGGUCGACGCGCCUGUGCGGAAAGCGGAGGUCAUCAAAUGCGACAACUGCAGCAAACUGAACGCGCAACACCACACGCUGCCGCGCGCGGCGCGCUCCGGGGAAUCGGAGCAAGGUCGCCAUCGUUACCUAAAACGCUGGGAGGGGACGGCGGGGGGCGCGGAGCGGGGCAGGCACGCGAUGGAGGCGGCGAGACGGAAAACCGCAUCGCUGGAGAGCAGAGCGAGGUCUUGCUCGCCGAAUGCGCACGAGGCGGUGGCGAAGUACGUGCCGGUGAGGGAGCGAAGGGCGCUGUUUGAGAAUUUGUCGAGGAGCGGGGGGUGUGGUGGGUUGGCUAGGAGUACGGAGCAGCUGACGCAGCCGCUGGUGGCGGAGACGACGCCGCGGCGCGCGGCCUCGCUGCACGACCUGCAGGCGCCGCCGAUGCGCUCGGUGAGCGACCUGCGGCAGUUCUUCGAGGCGGUGGCGCGCGGCGUGGGCGCCUGCUCGGGGCUGCAGCGCCACAGCGCGCCGCCCAACCCCGCGCCGCGCGCGUUCACAUCUCUCACCUGCGCUUGACCCUGUACAUACUGUAGAUUUGUAGAUACCCCGGCGUUGACCGCCGUCUAUCUCACUAAGUCGUUCGUUUUAAGACUGUUAAAAGUAUUGUUAUAGAUACCUAAUAUAAAAUGAAAUGUAUUAUCUAUUA